GAUUCCACAGUGGGACGGGCCGAUUCUGCAAAUGGCUACGAGGUGCGAUUUGUCGAUUUGUUCGUCGUUAAUCUUCUCUCCUGCGGCUCGGAAGGAGGCGUACACCCGCUCUGCUUCGCAGGCUGCCCUCAGGUUUCAAUGUCAUAACACUGAGUGACGCCAGCAGUGUGGGAACAUCCAAAACAAACCUCACCUCAUUGCUGUUAGGAGUUUGACUGACGACUGCAAGAGAGAGCGAACGAGUGGUAGAAGGCACGACAGUGUUGCACCCGCACUCCUUCACCGGGGCUAUGGAGGAGGAGGGGCAGCAGAGUCUGGAGUGCAUCCAGGCCAAUCAGAUCUUCCCUCGCAAGCCCCCUGUCCUGGACGAUGAGGAUCUUCAGGUGCCCUACCCAGAGCUGCAUGGCGAGUAUACGAAGUAUGUGGGCAGGGCUGAGGAUGCCAUCAUCGCCAUGUCCAGCUACCGCCUGCACAUCAAGUUCAAGGAGUCGGUUGUUAAUAAUUGUUCGUGUGAGGUGUCAGUUCCCCUGCAGCUGAUAGAAAGUGUAGAAUGUCGGGACAUGUUCCAAAUGCACAUCACCUGCAAAGACUGCAAGGUCAUCAGGUGUCAGUUUUCCACAUUUGAGCAGUGUCAGGAGUGGCUGAAGAGGCUGAGCGCUGCGGUCCGUCCCCCGUCCCAGAUAGAGGAGCUCUUUUCCUUCCCCUUCCACGCAUGGUGCAUGGAGAAGGAGAAGGAGCAGCACGGGGAUCUGUGUAGGCCAGGUGAUCAUGUGAUGUCACGUUUCCAUAACGAGGUGGAGCGGAUGGGAUUUGAUACUCUGAAUGCCUGGAGAGUGUCUGAGAUCAACAACAAGUACAAGUUGUGUUCCAGCUACCCUCAGCUGCUGCUGGUGCCAGCCUGGAUUAUUGAUAAAGAGCUGGAGAAUGUGGCCGCCUUCCGCUCCUGGAAGAGGAUUCCGGCCGUGGUUUACAGGCACCAGAGCACGGGAGCAGUGAUCGCUCGCUGUGGUCAGCCUGAGGUCAGCUGGUGGGGCUGGAGGAACGCAGAUGAUGAGCACCUGGUGCAGUCCAUCGCCAGAGCCUGUGCCGUUGACAGCAGCUCCUGUAAAGGCGUCUCCAAUGGCUCCUUCUCCCGCGAGUACACUAACGGAGCUGACCUCUCAGAUGUGGACUUUGACUCGUCUAUGACUAACAGCUCAGAGGUGGAGACACUGGCCAUCCAACCUCGAAAGCUUCUGAUCCUGGACGCCAGGUCAUACGCCGCUGCCGUAGCCAACAGAGCCAAAGGAGGAGGGUGUGAAUGCCCAGAGUACUACCCUAACUGUGAGGUGGUUUUUAUGGGUAUGGCCAACAUCCAUUCCAUCCGCAAGAGUUUCCAGUCUCUGCGCUUUCUCUGCACCCAAAUGCCUGAUCCAGCCAACUGGCUGUCUGCUCUGGAGAGCACAAAGUGGCUGCAGCAUCUGUCCCUCCUGCUCAAGGCGUCUCUCCUCGUUGUGAACGCCGUGGACCGUGACCACAGGCCCGUACUGGUGCACUGCUCAGACGGCUGGGAUCGCACCCCUCAGAUAGUGGCGCUGGCCAAAGUCCUGCUAGACCCGUACUACCGCACCAUUGAGGGUUUUCAGGUGCUGGUUGAGACCGAGUGGUUGGACUUCGGUCAUAAGUUCGCAGACCGUUGUGGUCACGGAGAGAACGCGGAGGACUUGAACGAGAGAUGUCCUGUCUUCCUGCAGUGGUUAGACUGUGUGCACCAGCUCCAGAGACAAUUCCCAUGUUCCUUCGAGUUCAACGAAGCCUUUCUGGUGAAGCUAGUGCAGCACACGUACUCGUGUCUGUUCGGGACGUUCCUGUGUAACAGCAGGAAGGAGAGAGAGGACCGACACAUCCAGGAAAGAACCUGCUCCGUUUGGUCUCUCCUCAGAGCUGCCAAUCGCUCCUUCAAAAACAUGCUGUACUCCUCUCAUUCAGAGACCGUGCUUCAUCCUGUGUGUCAUGUACGCAAUCUCUUGUUAUGGACAGCAGUUUACCUACCCAGCUCUUCACCCACAACCCCUUCUGAUGACUCCUGUGCCCCCUACCCUGCACCUGGUGCCAACCCUGAGGACCAGCCCCUCGGCAGGCGUCCUAAAACCCGCUCGUUCGAUAACCUGCCCAGCGCUUGUGAAGUCGGAAACCCGCAGACCUCCAAUCGACGUUCCAGCGACCCCAGUUUGAAUGAGAAAUGGCAGGACCAUCGCAGGUCUCUGGAGCUCAACAUCGGGACAGGAGCUGACGGUGCUUCAUCUCCAGACUCAGAUGAGAGGGUCAACGGACAAACCGUGGCGGGGCUUAUGGGAACAUUGCCCAAUGGGGGCACAGAGAAUGGGGAGGGGCUUAGGCAUGUCAGGUUGCCAAUGAUGGAGGGCGUUGAUGAGGCGGAGCUGAUAGUUGGUAUGGCUGUGGGCCAAAUGGAGAACAUUCUCCAGGAAGCUACAAAAGACGAAUUGGCACCAGAUAGCCGCAGAGACACAAAGACAGACCACACGAAUGAAACCUCCACUCUAAACGGCCAGAGUGAUGAUGUUGCACAUUCAGAAGAGGCACAACUAAAUGCUGAUGCUCAAGAGGGCAAAGCUAAAAGCCUUGGAGAUGGAAAUGUCAAUGGACAUUUUUCACAAGAUGGUAGUUCUGAAGAUUCUUCUGCUCUCAGCCAGGAAACCUCGGGAAGCCCAGACUUAGAAGAAGCACUGGAGAAAUGCACGAUACAAGAACACAAUCCUUCUAGUAACACAAAUAAUUUCCCUCCCCAUGGCCUCAGGACUGUGAGUAACAACCACGGGCGAGAAACCAUUGAGCAGGAGAAACGUCUUUCUCUUUUGGAGAGCUCCACAGAGACGCUUACGGAGGACUUGGGCGUUCGGCCUGAGAGUCUGCGACCCUUAACUAUCCCACCUCCUCUUAAAGCCCUUGCCGAAUCGUCGUGCCUCAAACAGGGUCUCCGCACCUCAACUGACCCCAGGACUUUAAGCAACACCCUCAAACGGCCGUCUCUCAGUGCCUUUCCUCCCUCCACUGACCUCCUCCACCCCGUGUGCAACGGAGACUCCCCCGACCUCGAGUCCUCCACGCCGCAAUGGGCGGCGCGCACAAACGGGGAGCGGGCCACGCUCAGCCGACAGGUGUCGCUCGCCAGCUGCGGCUCGCUGACCCUCCACGCACGGGGCACUUGCUCCCACCAUCGCUGCCUGCACUUGGGGUUUCUGGGCCGGCCGAGCUUCAGCCCCCCAGAACCCCCUUCGGCCCGGAGCCAUCUGGACGAUGACGGGUUGACCCUGCACACGGAUGCCAUUCAGCAGCGGCUGCGGCAGAUCGAGGCCGGUCACCAGCUGGAGGUGGAAGCGCUGAAGAGGCAGGUACAGGAGCUCUGGAGCCGUCUGGAGAGCCACCAGGCUUCUGGGAUGCUGCGACUCAAUGGAGACAUGGGUGAUGAAGCGACCUCAUUCGCAGACUCCGACUUCAACCUGGAGCCCAACUGUCUGUCCCGCUGCAGCACUGAACUCUUCUCUGAGGCCAGCUGGGAGCAGGUGGACAAGCAGGACACUGAGGUGACCCGGUGGUACCCGGACCAUCUGGCCGCUCAGUGCUACGGCUGUGAGAGAGGAUUCUGGCUGGCCACUAGAAAGCACCACUGCAGAGGCAAGGAACGUAUGGAAGAGGUUUGGAAUUGUGGGAAUGUGUUCUGUGGCAGCUGUUGCGAUCAGAAGAUCCCGGUGCCAAGCCAGCAGUUGUUUGAGCCCAGUCGCGUGUGUAAGUUGUGUUACAGCAACCUGCAGGCUCCUGCGCCACCUCUGAACUUUGAGCUGGACGAACCCAUCACCGCCAGCUCCAACUGAUCCCAGACGCACCGCUGCUGAGGACACACGGCACCAGACCGAGGCUCCAGAGACUGUUUUGUGGGGACAAAGUCGCUUCUUUCCCACCCGAAAGGGAAUCUUGUAUAUAUGGAAUGAUGUGGAGAGCAGAGGAGGCUUAGCACUUUCAGAAGAGACAGGGUGCGAUUGAGAGCUUGUCUGCAUUUGCGAUGAAACUUGUCCUGUACCUGCUGCAUAGAGGGAAGGUUUUCUCCGACGGCCAGCGGAUGGUGUGCAAAAGUAGGAUUUCUUCGCUCGUCAUCUCACAAAGAUAGAUUAUCGGUGAUGAUGUUCCUGAGAAAGGUGCUUCUGGGACGAGACCGCAAGAUCCUAGCUUUGUUUUUGGGUUCUCAUCUCUUUCAACAAUCUGCUUCACGGGCUUUUCGUCUUCUUUUUGAGGUGAUUCUGGAUGCCACAGCAUUCAGCCUCUCGAACGCAUCGAAUUUCCCAAAUCAUUCCAGACUCUUAGUUUCUUUCUCAAAUAGAAAGCAUUCACCCUCUGGUUAAUGUUGACUGUAGCGCUAGAUGGCGCUCUUGUUUCUCUGAUCUGCUGUGUGGACGUUGUCUGACGUUUUCACUAGUGCAUUUUUUUGUAACAUAAAUGCGAGAUAAUAUAUUAGAAUGAUUUAAGAAUGAGACACAUAGCAUUUAAGAUAAGAAAUUGUAUAGAAUUCUUGAAUAGUGGCUCACUAAAUUAGUCACCAAAUAUAAGUUGUGUUGUUUUUCCCCAGUUGUAGCCAUUUGGGGUUUUUCUUUUUAAUGUAUUUCUUAUGUUUCUGCCAGCGACGCUGAACAGGUGAAUUGAGAUGUUUUAUAUGGAGAGAGAUGUUGUGUGAUAUGCUGCAGUAGGGCCCCGGAUGCGUUGUUUUUUUUUUUUGCUCCCAACAUUUAUUUAUUAUCAGGUUUAUUUUGUCUGAAUCGUAUGUUCAAUCCUGACAAUUGCUACACCACAGGAUAAUCAGUGUUGAUGGUUUUGAGCUGCGUUUGCACUGAUGAUGAAGGCCCUUCCACACACACACACACACACACAAUGCACAAAUCACAGUCUCUUUUGUUUUCCGCUUUUUGGAGAUUCAUUCCGACAAUUCCCUCAAUCAGGAGUUCACCUGAUAAUACAUUUACUAUUUACUCACACAUGUCAUUUUUUUUCUCUCUCUCAAAAUGAGGAUUUUGGAGACUCCUUAGGCAGUUCUUUUCUGCAAGUUUGGCGCUUGACCGAUGUGAUGGCUUUGAAAAAGAGCGCCAUACAUCUUUAAAAAUCGUGUAAAUGGCAAGAGGGUGAGUAAAUAAUGAUCAUUUGAAUUUUUCCCGGUGAACUAUAACUUUGUCAUCGGUCUCGCCAGUGGCGUGAGGGUUCAGUGCCGUAAUGAUGGGCGUUAAUUCCUAAAGCUGAUGACAUCUGCUCCUCUCUGCAGAGUGUUUUCAGUGUCGGCGGUGGGACAGCUUUUACAUUAACGCCAAUCCAUAAAUGUGAAUUUUUUUUUUGUUUUCCAGAAAGAGUAAUUUCCAUGGGUUUAUAUUUUGCACAUUGGUAAUCAUCAGAAAUACACUGUCGCAGAUUUCUGUAAGAAUAAAACAAAGUGGAAUUCCAACGGAAGCGACUGCUGAACUCAUUUCACCGAUCUGCUCCGUAGUAGACGUGCAAAUGCAUGUCUUUAGUGUGAGCUAUGGCAAGGAUUCCUGAACUGUUUUGUCAGCUGAACCGCUUUGAGCUAAAGUAUUUAUUUUAUUUUUAGAGAGAUAUU
Sinocyclocheilus grahami is the source of this 5635-nucleotide messenger RNA. It is a transcript of the gene mtmr3, whose product is annotated as myotubularin related protein 3. Gene Ontology annotation, molecular function: metal ion binding; phosphatidylinositol-3-phosphate phosphatase activity; phosphatidylinositol-3,5-bisphosphate 3-phosphatase activity. NCBI's taxonomy places the organism in Eukaryota, Metazoa, Chordata, Actinopteri, Cypriniformes, Cyprinidae. The transcript has 22 exons. Gene Ontology annotation, biological process: phosphatidylinositol dephosphorylation; regulation of autophagy. Bases 291 to 3872 code for a protein of 1193 amino acids. The record is from RefSeq and is a predicted model, not a curated record. Gene Ontology annotation, cellular component: membrane; cytoplasm.